AUGCACAAUAUCGCCUGUCUCGUGGCAGCAUGCUUCAUACUCGUCGGUGCCCAGGCGGUGAAGCUUGGCGUCGGCAUUGUCGGCCAUGUGGCUUCGGCUGAUAAUGACUGGUUGGUGGGAGUCAGCACGCAGGGUGACAUGGAGUGCAGCGUAAAUGAAGAGUGCAUCGUCGGCUCUGGCCAGGGCAGCUGCAAGGUGAUGGUCAACCCUUCGGUGCCAGUCCAGCUGGGCAGCACUGACUCGGGCUACCAUUGCGAAAUUGCGUUCAACGAUUCUCACAAGUACAACAGGGCAACCAGGUUCGACACGCCCAAAUCGGACAUCAUCAUCACUGGACACUCGCAGCCAUCCCAUUGGAACCUGUGCUGGAAUCGCGGCUCCCCAGGCAUCGAUCACCGAGCGUCGCGGGCAACAGGUGUAGAAGAUUAUUGUUACUACGUCAACGGCCUCUGUUACCUGUGGGCUUCACCGUGCUCUGGCGGGUGCUCCUCGCUCAAUGCCUUUUCCACGUACUCGUCGUUCUGUCCUACGUUGCGCUACGCCACCGAGUCGGAAUGGUCAGCUGCUUUGCCUGUUCUGAACAACAAUCGAGCCGCGUUCUACCAGAAAUGCGCAGCUAGCCAGUUGGAUCCACGUUGGAACCACUGCGACUAUUCGAACACCUUCGUGCGGGUGGAGCCCGACGCCCUACCCGACGCCCUACCCGACGCCCUACCCUACGCCAAGCCCGACGGCCAACCCGACGCCCUACCCGACGCCCUACCCUACGCCAAGCCCGACGGCCAACCCGACGCCUUACCCGACGCCAAGCCCAACGGCCAGCCCUACGCCCAGCCCUACGCCCAGUCCUACCCCGACGCCCAGCCCAACGCCCAGUCCGACGGCCUACCCAACGCCCUACCCAACGGCCUACCCGACGGCCAGCCCUACGCCCAGCCCGACGCCAAGCCCGACGCCCAGCCCGACGGCUCACCCGACUCCUACGGCCAGCCCUACGCCCAGCCCGACGGCCAGCCCGACGGCCUACCCAACGCCCUAUCCGACGGCAUACCCGACGCCCAGCCCGACGCCCAGCCCUACGCCCAGCCCAACGGCCAGCCCGACGGCUCACCCGACGCCCAGCCCUACGCCCAGCCCGACGGCCAGCCCGACGCCCGGCCCCACGGCCAACCCGACGGCCAGCCCUACGCCGAGCCCUACGCCGAGCCCGACGUCCAGUCCUACGCCGAGCCCUACGUCCAGCCCGACGCUUCACCCUACGCCCAGUCCUACGCCCAGCCCUACGCCCAGCCCGACGGCCAGCCCGACGUCCAGCCCGACGCUUCACCCUACGCCCAGCCCGACGCCAAGCCCUACGCCCAGCCCGACGCCAAGCCCUACACUUCAGCCUACGCCCCACCCUACGCCCAGCCCGACGGCCAGCCCUACGUCCAGCCCUACGCUUCACCCGACGCCCAGCCCCACGGCCAGUCCCACGCCCAGCCCUACGCCCAGCCCGACGCCGCACCCUACGCCCAGCCCGACGCUUCACCCUACGCCCAGCCCGACGCCCAGCCCCACGCCCAGCCCGACGCCAAGCCCUACACUCCACCCUACACUUCACCCUACGCCCCACCCUACGCCCAGCCCGACGCCCCACUCUACGCCCAGCCCUACGCUCAGCCACACGGCCAGUCCUACGCCCAGCUCUAGUGGCGGAGCCGGCUCGGCGCCCUCCAUGGGCGGAGCCGCCGGCGCGGCGCCCUUUCUCGGCGGAGCGGGCUCGGCGCCCGCCAUGGGCGGAGCCGCUGGAGUGCCGUCGGGAUCCAUCUCUGCCACCGGCGAUCCUCAUUUGCAGAACGUCCACGGUGAGCGGUUUGACCUGAUGAGGCCUGGUAAGUUUGUCUUGAUUCAGAUUCCAAAGGGGGAGCUUGCCGAGGGCGCGCUGCUCCGUGUGCAGGCGGAUGCGCGUCGACUGGGUGGCCAGUGCGCAGAUCUGUACUUCCAGGAGCUGAACGUCACAGGGGCCUGGGCGGAGGCGAAGUAUGCCGGCGGCCUCCGCUUCCAGGCUCGGGGGCAGCUCCACGAGAAGCCGGACUGGAUCAAAUUCGGGAAGGUGCAGAUCCAGCUGUAGCCUACGGGCGCACGAAUGAGGGCAUCCAGUACUUGAACUUUUACGUCAAGCACCUUGGACAUGCCGGGUUUCCAGUCGGAGGGUUGCUCGGCGAAGAUGAUCACCAGGUCGCAGCGAAGCCUUCACCAGGGUGUGUUCACCACACCUCCCUUCUCCAAGUAGGGGCUCUGAGUGAGCAGAAUGGGUCCGUGUUCUCAGUGGCAGAGGCAAGCUUUGCAUGACGAGUUUCUACUCCAUGUCUUUCAUUUUUCAUUCAUUCCGAGCUCCAUGUAAUCGCAGGGUGUCGGAGCCUUGAAUGUCAGCGAGGCUCGGCUCUGGCCAUUGCGGUUUGAGACAAAAGCUGCUCGGAUCCGUGAGCGACUCCGAUGGGAGGCUUGCAGUUAUAAGACUGGCGGGUGUAAGCGAGUAUCAUGAGUGCGAGGAUC
Molecule: messenger RNA, 2538 nt
Organism: Prorocentrum cordatum
Lineage: Eukaryota; Dinophyceae; Prorocentrales; Prorocentraceae
Source: the annotation of a GenBank genome assembly